AUGGUUGUAUCGGUGUAUAAAGUAGCCAUUUUGCUGGUAUUGCUGUUGAGCCCAGUGACAGGAUUAAAAAUUAAUAAAAUUAUUGAAGAUGUGAGUAAAACACAGAGAGACCGAGGAUGUCAACUGAAAGCUACCAGAGCUGUAAUAGAACGGUGUACAAUACCAACAGGAUUAAAUACCACUGAAUUACAAGAUGAUUUCGUAUCAUUUCCUCAAAAUACAAAAUGUGCUCUGAAGAUGGACAACUCUUCAGUUGUAUGCAAAGGAUGUUAUGAAAACAGAUGGUACGAAACAUCUUGUGAUGAUGAUCUAUAUGUUCAUAGACAGAAAAGAUUUUUCGGCUUUAUCCUGGGUGCUAUUGUCGCUUGUUUAAUUUUUUGUGGCCGUGGUGGUGGUGGUGGUGGUGGCGGAGGAGAAGUUUAUCAUCCACCAAGUAUACAAUGCUCACCACCAUCAACACCUAUCUAUGCACCUGAAGGUUCAACAAGUUCUGUAGUUACCUGGUCAACACCAACUGGUAAGGAUGGAAAAGGAAAAACGCUAAGUCCUAAAUGGAUAAAUGGAAUUGGAGAUUCGGGUAGUUCUUUUCCACGAGGUCAUCAUACGAUAUCGUAUUCUGUAACAGACUCAAAAGGAUUUAAAGAUUACUGUUUCUUUACGUUUGAAGUAGCUGUUCAUGUGUGUCCGACAGUCCCCUGGCCACGAAAUGGAAGAAAAGAUUGUGAUGGUGUAGAAAUGAUUUGGGGAAAAUCCUGUACUAUAAGUUGUGAUCCCGGUUAUGAUUUACAAGGUAGCCAGCUUGUUACAUGUCAAAAGGAUGGAACAUAUGUUGUCCCCACUUGUAAAGCUAAGAUAUGUCCAGUACUAACUUCUCCGACAAAUGGGAAUGAAUACGACUGCUCUGAUGGUAGAAAUUAUAAAAGUGUAUGCCGUACUACAUGCAAAUAUGGUUACCGUGCAACAUUAGCGUCAUAUACAACAUGUACAGAGUCGGGUACUUGGAGAGAACCUCUACCACAAUGUGAAGAUGAUACAGCACCUGUAUUUGAUAACUGUCCUGGUAACACCAUCACGGUUUACGCAGAUCCAGGUUUAACAUCAGCAGCAGUCACGUAUCCACCGCUAACUGCUACAGAUAAUUCAGGAACGGCAACUCUAACACUAGUGCAAGGCUUACCUUCUGGGUCACGUUUUGAAGAAGGCGCGCAUGUCAUUGAAUUUCAUGCUAUAGAUAAUGAUAGAAAUAGAGCUUAUUGUUUCUUUUCUGUAUCAGUUCAAGUCUUAAUGUGCGAGAUUCCUGACUACAAUGAUGAUAAUAUGGAAAUCACGUGUCCUACCGGUUAUACAUUGGGAUCACAAUGUUCCAUCGGUUGUAGAUCUGGGUUACCUUUAGUCGGACCAAACAAAAUAACAUGUGAAAAAGAUGAUUCAGAUCCACCUAAAACAUCGUGGGAUUUUAGCCUUGAUACUCAGCCAUUUUGUAGAGCUUUACCGUGUAGAAAUUUAACGGCUCCAUUGAAUGGUGCAUUAGCCUGUGAUGGUUGGACUUCUGGUACAUUUUGUAAUAUGAUGUGUAAUUCAAAUUUCGAUAUACCAAGAACUAUGAGCGCAAAUAACCGUUUUAUUUGCGGAUGGCAGACAGGAACGUGGUCUCCCACAGAUAACGUUCCUGAUUGUACAGAAGCCAGACGACCCGGGAGAAUGGUUCUUCCUUCUGAGUUUUAUUAUUUUGAUGGAGACUGUACAACAAGCACUGAUGUUAUUAAGAACAAUUUUAUUCAAGCACUACAAAACUCACCUAUAUGGACACAAGCUUGUCCUGUUCCAGAGGAUUGUACAGUAGAAAAUGUAGUUGUUACAUGCGGUCCUACAUCUGGCCGAAAGAAAAGGAAUGUAGAAAAUCAUAGGUAUAAGAGAGAGGCCAAUCAGUUAUUGCUAACUUUCAAAAUUGCUAUACCAUUUUCUGUUGAUGGGACAUCUAAAGAAAAUGCCAGGGAUAUUAGUGCAGCCAAACUUAACAGUAUUGCCGAUGGUAUUAAACGUGAUGUUGUAAAUGGUGUUUUUAGUAGCGUUGCACCGGGGUUCACAAUAAGAAAUGAUUCUGUGAAUUUUGAUUGGGAAGAUUUUGAAUGUCCAGAGGGACAGAUUUCCAACUAUGCAUCAGUUUCGUGUCGUGGAUGUCCAUCUGGAAUGAUGUAUGAAAGAACAACCAAAAACUGUACUUAUUGUCCUAAGGGAACUUAUCAGGAUGAAGACUUUUCUCUGUCCUGUAAAUCUUGUCCUAAAAAUACUUCAACUAUAAAUGAAGGAUCUCGUAACGCAAAUAAUUGUUUAGCUAUUUGUGGUAUUGGUGAGAGUUCCCCAACUGGAUUAAUGCCAUGUUCACCAUGUCAGAUAGGAUCGUAUCAAGAUACAGAAAACAGUCAAACUUGUAAGAAAUGUCCGGCAGACACAUCAAGUUCAAUAGGAUCAACAUCUCUAACAGCCUGUAAAGGUUUCGAUAUGGUAUUAACUGGACCAAUAAAGUUAACCAGUAAGCCACUAGAAUCUGAUAUGAACAAUUUAGCCCUUUCUGUUUGGUUCAAUUAUAAAUCAAUUAACUCUAAUUUCACUAUCAGUCUGAUAAAGGAAGAACGUUCUGCAGUUCUCGUUAAUUUCGCUAGUGAGAUCAGUGUCUAUAUUAAAGGUGUUGCCGUCACCUCUCAGACCAGAAAUAGUGUUUGGACCAACUUCGCUCUAACAUGGUUAAACCCCAGCAAAAGUUUAAAAGUGUAUCUUGGUGGUCAAUUAGUAUCUACAAAAACAGUGUCUUCUCUAGAAUCAGAUCUCUUGAAAAAUGCUUCAAUGGAGAUAGAUCUAACAGAGGGAAACGAAGUGACAAUCAGACGAGCCGAUUUAAGUGAUAUUGUAUUUGAUGAUGCCGCUGUUGGAAAUAGUUCUCAGACAUGUGAAAUGACAACACCAGGGACGGUUCUUACCUCCUUAAACAGUAUGACAACAGAUAAUAAAACUAAUUUAAAUAUUGCCAUGCCUUCUACUUGUGAUGCUGUAGAUGAAUGUUUAUCAUCACCUUGUGGUCAACAUGUUUGUAUAAAUGAAUUAUCAGGAUUUAAAUGUAAAUGUUCUGAUGGAUAUACUGGUGAUCUAUGUAAUAUACCACCUGAUUAUUGUUUAUCAAAUGGUUGUAAUAAUGGUGCUACAUGUAACAGUAUUUCUACCAAUAAAUCAUUUACAUGUACUUGUCCUAAAGGAUACAAGGGAACACUUUGUGAUGUCACUAUUGUAAAUGGAGGAUGGGGAAAUUAUACAGAUUGGAGUGAAUGUAGUACUACGUGUGGUGGAGGUUCAUCAUCUAGACAUAGAUUAUGUGAUAAUCCUUCACCUGAUGAGGAUGGUGAACUAUGUCAAGGUGAUGAUACAGAAGUUAAACCGUGUAAUACUGAUAAAUGUCCUGAGUGUAAGGCUACAGAUUUAUCAAGAGCUUAUGGCUCCAGUGCUCAAUGUACUGGAACCACAUCAAGACUGAAAUGUAAUAUGAUUUGCAGAUCAGGAACGGUUUAUAAUGGAGAUGAAACUCUGAAUUACACCUGUUUUGAUGGAGUCUGGAGUCCAGGGAGGAAAUUAUUGCCAUGUACAGAGGUGGAAUCGUCUAGAUCCCUCCAAAUACAAACAACGGUUAACUUCCCAUCUCCAGCGAUAUGCGAAAAUAGUGAGGCAUUCAAAAAUCAGAUAUCCAAUAAAGUUCGUGAAAAUACUUGUGGUGGAAGUAAUACAUGUCAAUAUGAAGUUCAAGUACCAGAAUGUAUUCCAGGAAAUAGAAGAAAACGAGAUGCUGAUACUGCUGUUACCAUUCUAUUAACCAAAGAUUUGCCAGAAGAUGAUCUCGGUCUGGCCGCUUAUCAGACAAAUCGUACCAUUAGUCCACAGUUAAAAGCUACAGUAGAAGCUAUAAAAAUAUUAGAAUUAUCAGGUCAGAUGUUACAGAAUCAAACAGAGAAUUUUACAGUGACGGUAAAUGAUGUUGUUUAUAAAGCUACAUCUGUAAAUGUUAAUGGUAAAACAAUAUGUCAACCUGGAGCUGUUGGACAAGCUGGUGUGUGUGGUGUGUGUACAGAAGGAACCUAUGAAAAUGGUAAUCAGUGUAUAGACUGUAAGCAUGGUUAUUAUCAGGAUGAACGAGGAACUGUUGAAUGUAAACAAUGUCCUUCUGGUUGGACAACACAAUAUAUUGGUUCUAUCGACGUAUCUAGCUGUUCAGUUCCAUCAGACACUGAGACAACCAAAGAGACACAAGAUGCCACUACCACCACAACCAUACAGACACAAGAUGAUCAGUCGGAUGAAGAAGACAACAAUCCAUACACGGUGAUAAUAGCUGUAAGCUCGGUUGUUGUCUGUGUUGUCAUUGUGGCUAUAUUUGGGUUUAUAAUGUACUACGUCUGUAAGGGAAACAGAACAAAGAAAAGAAACAGAGUACAGUCAGCUUCUAUUCCAGGGGAGAAUCCGAAUAAUUCUAAUGAAUUAUCCUACCAGGGUUCUGGCCACAUUUACCAAGAAUUGAUUGAAAAUGUCUAUAUUACUCCAACGUUUUUAGAAUAAAUCUUAUUUAUCUUAAGCCCCCACCACACCAAACAAGUUCAAACAAGUUCUCACAAUAAACGCGUUACCCCGUCCUAGAAAGUCGAAAAACUGCUUGUGGUCGGGGUAGAAUGUUUAAAUAAUUUCUAUAAUAUGAUCCUACUUCGUUCAUAAACGGUUCUCAAUACGUCCAACUAGUAUGUAGCCUGUCCACAAUCAUUCAUGUCAAGUUCAGUUCGGGUAAAUGUAUGUCCAAACAGUUCAAGACCGUCCCUACUAAACCCGUUUGUAACUAGUUCUUCCUCGUUCCCAUAAGUCCCCAACUGAUUCUAACUAGUCUGUAACCCGACCACCCUGUUCAGGUACAGUUCAACUCCUCAUCUUGUUCUUGGUAUGUUCGAACGAGCUCAUAUUGUGUGUUCGAACCUAGCUCCUUCGCACUGUUCCUCAUUCCUGUUCAACUCUCCAAGCUGUGCAGAUCAAGACAUUAAAAUAAUAUUAUGUUAAUACAGUUGCCUCAUAUGUUUAAUCAUGCCUCUAAAGAGACAUACCAGAAGGACUGCCCGUUGGAAAGCAGCCACUAGUAUUACCCGAAGAUCCCCGGGGUCCCCCUUGGCCUCAAUAGGUGCAGUGGGGGCAGCAAACGUCCCUGAAGAAAACCAAGACUCGCACACAUCUGAAGACAUGGUGGAAUGGCUCAAGGCCAACGAAGUCCUAUAUAACAUUGAUGCCCAAUCACGUCACGUUGUAACGCGUCCCUAGUAGGAUAGAAGUGCGGCAAUUCCGUUCAUAGUACAGCAAUUCUGUUCGUAGUACGUCUAUCUCGUUUAAAGUACCGUGUCACUACGUCUAAUUCCAGGGCGGGGAACAUUUUGGACAGGCUUUUUGUUCUAUAGCACCCUUCCCACCAAAGCCAGUCCGAACCCUUCCACGAAGUUCUUAAAUAGGUUGUAACCAGUAUGACUUUCACUCUGUUGGCACAGUUUGUUGAGCCCGUUUUCCAACAUUUUCUAGAACGUAGUAAGAACUAGUUUGGUGUGAUGGGGCUCAAACGUAUAUUAAUAAUGAUACGGAAAAAAUAUUUUUUAAGCCAGAAUUUCAUUAAAAAAAAAAUCUACAAAAAGAGAAAAUAAAUAUUACUUACUGUCGACCACUGUUUGGCUCUUUGUUUAUACGUGAUUGCGGUUGUAACACGCUGCUCAGUAACCACGCCCAUUUUUAUGUUUUUACCGUUUUCUUUAUUAUUACUUUAUAUGUAAAUAAUCUUAAUUAAAUUAACCUAUAUAUACUAUCAUAUAUAAUGUAUUGAACGUUAAAUUUGUAAUAAACAACAACAACUUCGUUCACUGAGACCCAACCCACAAUACAUAAUAUUGCGCUUGUCGGACUUUCUAUUCAGCUGUUAAUAAUUGCGCUUUACCCCCAAUUGACUUAUUAUGGUGUUAUACUGACACGGUAAUAUUCGGUAGUUUUAAAUAAAGAACGUUGCUUUUAAAUGUGUAGAUGAAUAUAUUAUUAAGUUGUUGCUUGAUUUGUAGUUUAGCAUACUAUCCUUAAAAUAAAUAUUUAAAAAAUGUG
Molecule: messenger RNA, 6156 nt
Organism: Patella vulgata (common limpet)
Lineage: Eukaryota; Metazoa; Mollusca; Gastropoda; Patellidae
Exons: 26
Coding region: 1-4599 (1532 amino acids)
Molecular function (GO): calcium ion binding
Source: RefSeq, a predicted model, not a curated record